AAGGCUAUAUAUAAGAAGCUAAGCAAGCAAGAAUUGAAGAAGCAAUCAUCCAUCAACAAUGGCGGUCGCAAGCCGCCGGAGGCUAGGCUCCCUCCUGGCCCUCGCGGUGGCCCUCCUCUCCCUCCUCGCCGGCCCAGCCGCGGCGACGGGGAAGACGGGGCAGGUGACCGUGUUCUGGGGCCGGAACAAGGCCGAGGGCUCCCUCCGGGAGGCCUGCGACACCGGCACCUACACCUUCGUCAUCAUCUCCUUCCUCAGCGUCUUCGGCCACGGCAAGACCAGCCUGGACCUCUCCGGCCACCCCACCGGCCCCAUCGGCGCCGACAUCAAGCACUGCCAGUCCAAGAGCAUCCUCGUUUUCCUCUCCAUCGGCGGCUCCGGCGGCCAGUACUCGCUCCCCAGCGCCCAGGCCGCGACGGACCUCGCCGACCACCUCUGGUUCGCCUACCUCGCCGGCCACCGCAGCGGCGUGCACCGCCCGUUCGGCGACGCGGAGCUCGACGGCAUCGACCUCUUCAUCGACCAGGGCCCCCCCGACCACUACGAUGUGCUGGCCGCGCGGCUGUGGAGCUACAACAAGGACUUCCGCGGCCGGACGCCGGCGCAGCUGUCGGCGACGCCGCGGUGCCGGUACCCGGACCCCCGCCUGGAGCGGGCGCUCGCCACGGGGGUCAUCACCCGCAUCAACGUCAGGUUCUACGGCGACGGGUACUGCGCCGCCAACUGGCAGGCGGAGUGGGACAAGUGGACGGCGGCGUACCCCAACUCCGGGGUCUACGUCGGGCUGCCGGCGUCGGAGCAGGUCGUCGGCUACGUGCACCCCAAGAACCUCUACUACGGCGUCGUGCCGGUGGUGCAGAAGGCGGCCAACUACGGCGGCAUCAUGAUCUGGGAGCGCUACGCCGACAAGCAGAACAACUACAGCAGCUACGCUAUCCAAUGGGCUUAGAUGGAGCUCCAUCAUCACUGUCAAUCCAUGUUCCAUGCCUCACUCUGUGUGUAUGUUGUGCAUCUGCUGCUUGUCUCCUCACAGCAUGCUUGUGCAAGAAUAAAGUGAGGCCUGUGGAAGAAUAAACGGUUAAUUAUUCGGUUUGAUUUUUA
Molecule: messenger RNA, 1101 nt
Organism: Panicum hallii
Lineage: Eukaryota; Viridiplantae; Streptophyta; Magnoliopsida; Poales; Poaceae
Product: xylanase inhibitor protein 1-like
Exons: 1
Coding region: 59-949 (296 amino acids)
Biological process (GO): carbohydrate metabolic process
Cellular component (GO): extracellular region
Molecular function (GO): chitinase activity
Source: RefSeq, a predicted model, not a curated record